This is a messenger RNA of Dioscorea cayenensis subsp. rotundata (Guinea yam), 429 nucleotides long. RefSeq lists its product as uncharacterized. The coding region runs from base 1 to 429 and encodes 142 amino acids. The transcript has a single exon. The record is from RefSeq and is a predicted model, not a curated record. Lineage: Eukaryota; Viridiplantae; Streptophyta; Magnoliopsida; Dioscoreales; Dioscoreaceae.
AUGAUUCAGAGGAAGCUCCCUGAGAAGUUGACUGACCCCGGGAGUUUCAUUAUUCCAUGUUUGAUUAGGGAGUGCACGCAAGAAAAGGCCUUGGCAGAUUCUAUGGCCAACAUCAAUGUAAUGGUCUACAAGCUAUUUCUGAAAUUGGGAUUGGAAGACAUGCGGCCUGCACAGAUGACAAUACAACUUGCGGACGGGUCUAUAAAGAAACCUCGAGGUGUUGUCGAGGAUGUGCUAGUUAGAGUAGACAAGCUCAUUAUCCCGAUUGAGUUUGUUAUUCUUGAUGUGGAUGAUGAUGUUGAAGUCCCAUUGAUCCUUGGGCGACCAUUUCUUAACACCACAGGCGCCCUCAUUGAUGUAAAAUGUUGGAUGAUGAAAUUGAGGGUGGGGGAUAAGGAAUUCAUUUUUACGAUGAUUGCACACUAUUAA